UCUAGAUCUGAUUCCUCCUUCGCCCUUUGAGAGUACUUACAUAUAGACGUGUUCGUAAUACAUAAUACAGUGUAGGUGAAAAGACCGGGACUGUGAGUGCGAUGUCCCGUUAGGGGACCUAGAAGACCCACAAAGCUGACGGUCAUCCACUCAGCACUCUCAGUACUUCAAAACAGAUUCUCGUGUCGCGUAACUCGUGCAUGGAUAUCGCUGCCUAUGACGCUCUUUCGCUACCGUUCUUCAACAACAUCAUUUUACUACCGAUUUCGCUGGAGAUGCAAAAACAAGGUGUAGAACUACGCGUGUUCGACAUGAAUCGCAUUCAGUUAUUACACUUCGCCUGAGGCCUGAUAAAAAAUCGGUAGCAUUGCCUCCUUGGAAACCCCAUAAAAAUUUGACAUGGGUCGCACGGGGUACACAUGCAUCAGACACGUUUUCUGUUCACUUAACGUUUUGAUAUGGUUGUGUGCCUGCGGAAUUUUGGGCGCCGGCCUUUGGCUACGAUUGGCUUAUUCUGGAUACACGACUCUUGUACCGCAAUACAGUUUUGCAUCGGCUGAUUCAUUUCUUCUUGCUGCCGGCUGUCUCACCUUCAUUGUUGCUUUCUUCGGAUGCUGCGGCGCUUGGUUCCAAUCAAGAUGCAUGUUAAUCACAUAUUUCAGUUUGGUAAUUCUUGUCUUUUUGGCUGAAUUCAUGCUCGGAACGCUUGCAUUCAUAUUUAAGGAUUACGUGACUAAUAGUUUGCGAGAGGAAUUAUUGUUUGGUAUCGAGAAGCAUUACAACAUCACGAGAGAACCCGGUACUUUGCCUGCCGUUUGGGAUCACAUUCAUUCAGAGUUUCAUUGUUGUGGAGUUCGUGACUAUACGGAUUGGUAUCAGAUCAGUGCAUGGCCAACAGAAGAUCGUGUUCCUGAUUCCUGUUGCAUUCAUCGUGAAAGAUAUUGCGGUCGUCUUGAUCCUGAGGGAAGAAAUAAAGAAUUAUGGUAUAAAGAAGGUUGCUCAUCGGCUAUUCAAAUGUGGCUCGUUACUCGUUUACAUGUAGUUGGCACUGUUGGUCUUGUUGUUGGUUUUCUUCAACUUUUCGGCCUAUUAACCAGUAUGAUUCUAUUUUGCACUGUUAAACAAAAACGCUCGUCUCACACUUACAAAAGUUAUGACACCACUAUCACUUAAUUAUUAUUAUAAUAAUUUUUUUUCUUUGUUUAAAAAAAAAAUUGUUAUUUUUUUCUUCGUUUUGCAAAAAAGAAUUGCACUAAAUUCAACUGUUGGAAACUAAAAUACUCAAAAGAGAAAAAAUGGACUAUUUUUCGAUUAUUAGUUUUGGAAACGAAUUUUUAAUUAUUGAUUUAUUUUUUAUCGAUUUUCGAUUUGAGAUCUGCAGUUUUUUACCAAAGGUACAUUCCUCCGAACGAUUUUAAUUAGUAGGUGAUUAUUAACUAUUACCGUAAUUAUUAAAUUCUACAGUAAUAAUUAUUACAAAAAUAAUAAAUACAGAAAAAAUUAGUAUAGUAAUUAUUAAUUACAAUAAUAACAAUAAUUAUUAUUACAUACUAAUCAAUUUAUUAA
Messenger RNA from Leptopilina heterotoma, 1566 nucleotides. It is a transcript of the gene Tsp5D, whose product is annotated as tetraspanin-9. The transcript has 6 exons. Gene Ontology annotation, cellular component: membrane. The record is from RefSeq and is a predicted model, not a curated record. NCBI's taxonomy places the organism in Eukaryota, Metazoa, Arthropoda, Insecta, Hymenoptera, Figitidae. The coding region runs from base 400 to 1173 and encodes 257 amino acids.